UGCCCAGGAAGGGGAGACCAGGCUGGUGGGAGCAGAGAGGGAAGAUGUCUGAAGUCACCGCAGAGAAGCAGCCCCUGGCUGAAGCGCUCUCCCAGGAGACCCCAGCGCGGCCCACGCUCCCUGCCAAGCAGGAGGCGGCCCCCUCCCGGACGCGGCACCCCAGCUCUGACUCGGAGCCCAUCUGCGUGGAGGACGAACCUGCCCAGCCCAGCCCCGAGGGAAAGGUCAAGGCCUCAGGCAGCAGCAGCCCCGUCUAUCGCCUGGGUUCCAACCAGUGCUUCCACUGCCUGAUCACCUUCCCGGACGAGAAGUUCAAGGAGCGGCACAUGAAGCGGGAGCACCCCGAGGACUUUGUGCAGGAGAAUCUGCAGGACGCUCUCUUUGUCUGCUUCAUCUGCAGCAAGGAGCCCUGA
Molecule: messenger RNA, 413 nt
Organism: Pelodiscus sinensis (Chinese soft-shelled turtle)
Lineage: Eukaryota; Metazoa; Chordata; Testudines; Trionychidae
Gene: ZNF576
Product: zinc finger protein 576
Source: RefSeq, a predicted model, not a curated record